AUGAAGAACAUCAUCGCUGCCAGCGCCUUCCUGGCUGCAUCAAUCUCUGGAGCUGCCGCCGACCUUUGCAGCAAGGGUUCCGUCGACGACAAUGGCAACUGGUAUUGCCAGGCCGUCGAUGCCAUCACUUACACUGGAAUGUUGGGCAAGGGCUCUUACAACAAGAUCAGCGCCAUGGACAGCAACUCUGGUUCUUGCUCUUCCAGCCCCUAUGGAUACUCUGGAUCAAUGUCUCCUCUUGACGAGGAAGUUUCUCUCCAUUUCCGUGGUCCUCUCAAGUUGAAGCAGUUCGCUUUCUUCUCGCCUAGCACCGACUCUUCCGACUCUUCCAAGAAGGCCAAGCGCAGUGCCAUGCACCGUCACGGCCACGCCCACAAGCACGCCCACAAGCACAAGCGUGACGAAGAUGUUGAGAAGCGUGGUCUCGGCGAUUGGGUAACCGCGAUUAUAGACGGCCAGACAGUUUCCUGGAUGAACGAGUGGUCUGGUGUUGCUUCCACCGCUGCUUCAUCAGUCGCCGCAGCCACUACUUCCGCUGCCCCUGCUGCCGCCAGCACCGAGUCCGCCUCGGUUGGCUUCCUGCCCAAGCUACUGAAGGUUAACGCUCCCGCCGCAUACAGCUCUAGCGCUAGCUCUAGCUCUGCUGUUGUCGCAAAGGCCAGCUCCAGCUCAUCCUCCAAGUCGGCUUCUGCUUCAUCUACUGCUUCGUCUGGCAGCUCUGGAUCCUGGGGUCGCAAGGCUUACUACAACUCUCAAGCCGGUUCCGCAGACAACGUCGUCUUCCUCAACCACAACGGUGGCUCUGGCUCUGGUGUCUUCGACUACACUUUCGGUAACUCGCUCUCCUACGCCAACAGCAAGGGUGAUGCUGGUGCUUCCUCUCCUCAGGUUCUUGCCGACACUCAGCUCGGUUCCAACGAGGAGGUUAUCAUCAUGUCCGACAAGGAGUGCGAUGGUGACUGUGGCUACUACCGUGAUGGUAACGUUGCUUACCACGGCUUCGCUGGUGCUCAGAAGGCUUUCUUCUUCGAGUUUGAGAUGCCCCUUGACGGCAACACCGAUGCUGCUACCAACGGUGACAUGCCCGCUAUCUGGAUGCUUAACGCUCAAAUUCCUCGCACUCUCCAGUACGGCAAGGCCGAGUGCUCUUGCUGGACCACCGGUUGCGGUGAGUUCGAUAUCUUCGAGGUUCUCGCUCCUGGUGAUCUCCGCUGCAAGUCGACUCUUCACAGCAACAUCAAGGGUGGCAACUCCGACUACUUCAAGCGUCCCACAUCUGGUAGCAUGAAGGCCAUGGUCCUCAUGAACGGCGAGAACAUGCACAUCAAGGUCCUCGACAGCGACUACGAGUUGCCCACCAACCUUGAUGCUUCAUGGGUCUCUGACCUCUGCGAGUCCGGCUUGGUCCAGAGCACCUUGAACUCCCUCUUCGCCUUGGUAGCGUAG
Messenger RNA from Aureobasidium pullulans EXF-150, 1446 nucleotides. RefSeq lists its product as uncharacterized. The coding region runs from base 1 to 1446 and encodes 481 amino acids. The record is from RefSeq and is a predicted model, not a curated record. Gene Ontology annotation, cellular component: fungal-type cell wall. Lineage: Eukaryota; Fungi; Ascomycota; Dothideomycetes; Dothideales; Saccotheciaceae. The transcript has a single exon.